Exserohilum turcica Et28A is the source of this 528-nucleotide messenger RNA. RefSeq lists its product as uncharacterized. The coding region runs from base 60 to 317 and encodes 85 amino acids. The transcript has a single exon. The record is from RefSeq and is a predicted model, not a curated record. Lineage: Eukaryota; Fungi; Ascomycota; Dothideomycetes; Pleosporales; Pleosporaceae.
GGGGGACCUUGUCCACGUUUCCGCGCUUUGCAGACAUAGCGGAACCCUGACUAUCACGGAUGGGUCAGCCUCAUCGAAGGUACUUGGGUAUUCUAGAUGCGAUCGAUUGGGUCAGCACUGUAGUCGCAAUGUCAGAGGCAUUAGAGGAGGGAGAUUGGUGCGCGAUCUCGGAAUCCUUGGCGCUGCUAGGCUACGCCCGGGAAGCAGGGCAACAGUGGUCCUCUCGCCCUAGGUGUAGGAACAGGACGCGUAAACUACAAAGAGCAUUAGGUUGGAAUAUUUUCCGGUGGCAGAUUCGACUGUUGGUGGGCAACUGAGCGCAUCGUGUCAUUUGUCGUACGGUCUCGUUUCGUCGAGUGUUCGAGUAACGAAGGUUAAGGCAGACGGUGUGGUACGCACGCACCUCUCCUGAGACAGCAGCUAUGCUGGCCACGCGAGGGCAAUAGCAUUACUCGGAUUAAACCGCUAUUCCAGGUGACUUGGCUGGCUGACGGACGGCGGUCUAGCGCUCUCUGUGUGUGGUGUUGG